This is a messenger RNA of Leguminivora glycinivorella, 671 nucleotides long. RefSeq lists its product as uncharacterized. The record is from RefSeq and is a predicted model, not a curated record. Lineage: Eukaryota; Metazoa; Arthropoda; Insecta; Lepidoptera; Tortricidae. The transcript has 3 exons. The coding region runs from base 60 to 671 and encodes 203 amino acids.
ACUUUUGUCACAAUUGUAUGCCUUUUGAGUGUGCGAGUUGUGACGCGGGACCGUGAGAGAUGGAGACGAGUGCCGAGUCUGGCAGCAUGUCGCCGGCGCGCGUGAAGCUGGAGCCCGAGACGGACCAGUCGGAAAUGAGCAUUGUUAAAGAAGAAGCUGUAUUCCUGGAUGAAGAGGAGCGUGUGAAGGAGGAGUGGUCGGACAGCACGGCCGGGCGCGGCGUGAGCGAGGCAGCCAUGCUGGCCGACUUGUACAUCGAGCACGAGGUGAAGGACGAGCUCGUGCUGGGGCCGGAGCGCCCGCACCGCCCCGUAGUCGCCCCGGCCGCGCUAUAUAAUCGUGUCGCAGCGUCCGCUCUCGUCUCCCCUGCUGCGGUGUCGGGUGUGCGCCGCUCGUGCUCGGUCAGGCUGGAGCGCCUGCUGGUGGACGCGGCGCGGCGCACCUGCCGGGUCGCGCGCCGCACGUACAAGCUGCGCGCCGCCGAGCCCGCGCACACACCCAGCGCCAUCGCCACCGAAUAUCAGUGCCACCAUUGCGGCAAGCGGUUCAGGAACAAUUUAGACGCUUUGUGUGUGCGGGGCUUGAGUGGCGGCAUCAGAAGCGCAUGCAGAGGCGCCUCCACCAGCACGACGAGCGCCGCCGCCGCGUCGCCGGAGAACCUCCACAGCUAA